AUUUCCUCUUGGGUACUCUCUGUCUCCGCAGGCACCAUGAGUUUCUCGAAGUCCACCGUCUACUCCACUUCCUAUAGGCCAGUCAGAUUUGGCCCUACUGCCAGCGCGGCCAGCGUCUACGCUGGAGCCGGCGGAUCCGGCUCGAGAAUCUCUGUCUCCAGAGUCUCCAGCCUGGGCUCGAGCUUCGGGGGUGGCUUCGGAGGUGGCUUCGGAGGGAUGAGCAGCAGCUUUUCCUUCUCCGGUUCUGGUGUCGUCCAGAACGAGAAGGAGACCAUGCAAGACCUGAACGACCGCCUGGCCAGCUACCUGGAGAAGGUGCGCAGCCUGGAAGCCGAUAAUCGGAAGCUGGAGGUCCAGAUCAGAGAGUAUAUGGAAAAGAAAGGGCCCAGCACCCGAGAUUGGAGCCGUUAUUUUGAUAUCAUCGACGAUGUGAAGAACCAGAUCUUUGAUCAGUCUGUGGAAAAUGCUCGUGUUGUCCUGCAGAUUGAUAAUGCUCGUCUGGCUGCUGAUGACUUCCGCGUCAAGUUUGAGGCUGAACUGGCCGUUCGCCAGUCAGUGGAGAGUGACAUCAUUGGCCUCCGCAAAGUCAUUGAUGACACCAACAUGAGCCGUCUGCAGUUGGAAGGUGAGAUCGAGGCCCUCAAGGAAGAACUCAUCUUUAUGAAGAAGAACCAUCAAGAUGAAGUCGCCAGCUUGCAGGCCCAGAUUGCCAACUCAGGUCUGACAGUGGAGGUAGAUGCUCCCAAAUCACAGGAUCUGGCCAAGAUAAUGGCAGAGAUCCGGGCACAGUAUGAUACCUUGGCUCAGAAGAAUCUUGAGGAUUUGGACAAGUACUGGGGCCAGCAGAUCACAGAGAGCACCAUCAUCAUCAACCAAAAUACCAAAGAAAUCGAAACAGCCCGUACCACCGUUAUGGACUUGCGACGCACAGUCCAAACAUUGGAAAUUGAACUAGAAUCUGUGCGCAAUGUGAAAGCCAGUCUGGAGGGCAACCUGCACGAAGUGGAGACUCGCUACGCAAUGCAAAUAGAACAUCUGAACGGAAUUCUGCUGCGUACAGAAGCUGAAUUGGUCCAGCUACGGAAUGACAUCCAGCGCCAGGCAGAAGAGUAUCAGGCUCUAUUAAAUAUCAAAGACAAGCUGGAAACAGAGAUUGCUACCUAUAUGCAUCUGCUGGAGGGCGGAGAGGAACUGAACCUGAAAGAUGCUUUACUGGAAAGCACCAUGCAAACCACUCAGAAGAUUCGUUCUACCAAAAUUGUGGAUGGCAAAGUGGUGUCAGAGACCAGCGAAACCAAAAUAUUGAAGCGUUGAUCUCACCUAGUUUGGCAUACCUCCUGGUGCAACUGCAGUGGCAUCGUUUUACUUUAAAGUUGGGGGUUGCUGAGGAAGGGAUUGGGCUGGUUUAUUGUACAACUCAAUAAAGCAGUAUGUCUGAAAGCA
Molecule: messenger RNA, 1443 nt
Organism: Candoia aspera
Lineage: Eukaryota; Metazoa; Chordata; Lepidosauria; Squamata; Candoiidae
Gene: KRT18
Product: keratin 18
Exons: 7
Coding region: 37-1314 (425 amino acids)
Biological process (GO): intermediate filament cytoskeleton organization
Cellular component (GO): cytoskeleton; keratin filament
Molecular function (GO): structural molecule activity
Source: RefSeq, a predicted model, not a curated record